AUGGACGACUCUCCCACCUGCCCCUCGUGUGGCGCCGUAGGCUCGAUCCAGUACAUCACCCAGAUCCUCACGACCGCAUGCGACCGGUGCGGGUACGUCGACGACUCGGCCCAGUUCUACGGCAGCGAGUUCAACGAGCCCGAGAACUACGACCGCCCCGCCGCACCCGUCAGCGCCAACGUCAGUGGCGGCGGCGGCGAGGCCAGCGGCUACACCCUCGUCUCCCGCCCCGGCGAAGCCACUCCCGUGUCCAGCAACGCAUUUCGCCACCUCUCGGCGGGGUACGGCCUGCUGCGCACCGAGCUGACAUCGGAAGAGUCUCGCAUCAUCGCUGAUAGGAGGCAUCGACCGGCCAUCACCCGCCUCAUCCUCGGCACCCUCACCCGCGUUGGCCAUCCAAACUUUGCCGCGCGAGCCAACACGCUGUUUCACCAGGCCAAGGCCGCAGCGCUGCAGCGCAGCAAUGCCGUCAAGGCUGCGGCGGCGGCGGAAGCAGUCGAGGCCGGGGAGGAUGCGUCGACGGCGCUCGGGACCACUGCCUUGGCUGGCGGCAAGUUCGACGGCUCGAUCCGCUGGGGUUCAGUGUCAGACUGCAUGGCCGCCGCCUGCUGCUACGCCGUGCUUCGACGCGAGGGCCGGAUCAUCGACCUCGAGACUGUGGCGGGCGCAGCGAUGCAGCCGCUUCCGGGCGUACAGCGCUCGCUCCGUCAUCUCAAGAUCCUCGCGGGGCACAACCUCCGCGAUGUGGGCUUCCGCCACGUCGAUGUCACCAUCGUCCGCAUCCUCGACUUUUUCGACGACGAGAUGCGCCGCACCGGCGGCAGUGCCCUCCAGCCCGCCGUGCGCAAGUUCCUCGGCGCGUUCGAGCUGCAGCGACGGCCGCUAGGCGGCGUCGAGGCGGCCACGUCGUCGUCGGCCAAGUCCUCCGUCGUUCGCGCAGGCCCCGCCACGUCGAAGCGACCGCGCUUCGACGACGUCAAGGAGCUCGCGCUGGACCUUGGCAACCUGUGGUGGCGCCGACGGCCUCCUGGGGUGUCGCCGAUCCACGCUGCGUAUGCGACCGCCGUGCUCGCCAUGGAGGCGGCCGUCAAGCGUUCCGUCACGCUCGAGAUGAUGGUGCCCUACGCCUCGGUGGCAUGCGAAGGGCCGAGGGUGGAAGACGAGCUGCCGGUCGGCGGGUGCAGGACCGAUGGCGCCGGCGAUGUGUCUCUCGAGGACGGCAAACGGCACACGGCGAUCAAGGCGCGGUAUCAGGAGCUCCUGUCGUUGCUCGAGGAGUGGUCAAGCAGGCUGCCGUGGAUCGCUGCUGCCCCGCCGAUCACCACUCCGGCCCGCCGGCGCUCUGCCACGCCGAAGAAGCGCGGCUCGGCCGGUGCGCCUGCGACACGCGCGUCCGAGACGCGGUCUCUGAGCCGCGACGAGCUGAUCUGCCAUGCCGCCGACAUCAUCAGCUUUGCGUCGCAGCAGGCCGACCAGGAGGCCGACGGCGUCGAACCCAUUGCCAAGAGGGCCAAGCGGCAGGGUGCAGCUGCCGGGCAACGUCAGUGCAAGGGCGAGGAGGGGCGGGAGCAGGGCGAGCUCGACGACAGCGAAGUCUACCUCGACGUCGAGCUGCCGCGCGAGGAGGCUAAGACGGGCGAUGGCAGCGAAGUCGGACAGCCGUCUCCACCUCGGGCGGCGAUCGAUGUCGCGCCGAAGAGGGUCAGAGGUGCGCUGGCCCACCUGGAGCCGCUGAUGGUGUCCCUCGAGAGGCUAGAGAGGGCCCAGCGUUCUGAGGCGAGCGCGGGCAGCUCGGCGUCGUCCCGGAUCAAAGACGAGGCGGCCGCUACGACUGGCGGUAGCGGCGGGGCGAGCGGCGGCGGUGGGGGCGACUAUGCAUCGGUGCGAGAGCGGAUCGAGGCGGCGACGGGGAUCGAGGGCCAAGGUGCGGGCGCGGUGCACCCCAUUGAUGCGCUGAGCAACGAGCAGGUCGACGAGCUGCUGUUCACGGAGCGGGAGCUGGCGUCGUUGCUGCGGACGCGGGACGAGGUCGAAGCGGUGGCGCGGAUGCACCAAAGGCUGCGGGACUGGGACGACGACGAUGGGCGGCGGGGUGGCGGGCAGGGGCCUGGAGCACCGGCGACCCGCGCGGCGAAGCGGAAUGGACCGACGACGAAGCGGACCAGGGCGCUGGGCGUGUUUGAGCGCGGCGAUGGCGGUGGCGGCGGGGAGGUCGACGGUGGUCCGGGGCGAGCAAAGAGGACAGCGGAGUCGUCGAUGAGCGGCGAUGGAGGCGACGACCAGGUCGGCGAUGGCGGCAUCCGCAGCGGGACGGUGCUGGCCGACGGCGCAGCUGCGAGGCGGGUGGUCGUGGCACCGAUGAUUGACCUCGACGAGCAGCAGGAAGGCUCAGACUGGAGCGACGACGACGACGGCGAUAGCGAUGGCGAUGGCGAUGUGGAGCGGGGUGGCUGCUAG
Messenger RNA from Pseudozyma flocculosa PF-1, 2457 nucleotides. RefSeq lists its product as uncharacterized. The record is from RefSeq and is a predicted model, not a curated record. The transcript has a single exon. Lineage: Eukaryota; Fungi; Basidiomycota; Ustilaginomycetes; Ustilaginales; Ustilaginaceae. Bases 1 to 2457 code for a protein of 818 amino acids.